This is a messenger RNA of Benincasa hispida (wax gourd), 891 nucleotides long. NCBI's taxonomy places the organism in Eukaryota, Viridiplantae, Streptophyta, Magnoliopsida, Cucurbitales, Cucurbitaceae. The record is from RefSeq and is a predicted model, not a curated record.
AUGACGGUUACAGAGAAAUCAGAGAGAGCCAAUUCAUCGAACACGAAAGUUGUAGAAAUCAAGAAGGAACAAGUAGAAGGAGGAGAAGAAGAAGAAGAAAAAGAUAUCGAUCUUUGGUUGAACGAACUGGUGAAAGAUUCCGAUUUGAAUGAUCAUCAACUUCCAAUCGAGAAAGAUCUGAUUAAUGAAGAGGAGGAUGAAGAAGACGCCGAAGAAUUGGAGAGGUCAACGAAGCGAACAAGAACCACAGAAUCAAUGAUGAAGAAUACGGCGGCGAAUGCGGAAGCAGAUGAAUCUGAAUGGGGAAUAGAUCCUCUGGAGAUAACCGAGGAAAUCGUAUUGAAAUACCGCGACUUCAUUCAUGACAUUUUUCAAAUGUUGAAAGAUGAACAGAAGGAAGAUAAAGAGAAGGAAGAUGAAGAGAAUGAAGCAAAAAUCCAAUGGCAGAAAUGGAGCGAGAUUCUUGAGAGGGCAAAAGUCCUGGUUGAAACUCUGAAUCGAGGUCUGGGAACACUGGCUUUAGAAAUGGAAUGGAUGAAAUCCAUAGAUGAAUUUGAGAAGGAAUAUACUCUCAGAGAAACCCAUGUUCCUGAUCUAUUAGCUCUACUUCGAGACAUAAAUACAGGUAUAGAAUCUUCCACACAUUUCAGGCUAGUUUCAGACAUGAAGAACAGGGAUGAAGUGUUAUCAAUGUGUUUAGAUGAGCUUGAGAGAUCCAAUGAAGAAUUGACUGAAAUGGUAGAGGUAAUCCAAGAACUGAAGGAAUUAGAAUUACAAGAUGUUGAAGAAGAUGGAGAAGAUGGAGAAGAUGGAGAAGAUGAAUUAGUAUUAGAAUUAGAAGAUGAUGAAUAUGAAGAAUUAGAUCUAGAAGUUGAUGAAAAAACAGAGUAA